Messenger RNA from Patiria miniata (bat star), 1698 nucleotides. RefSeq names its product ankyrin repeat domain-containing protein 13C-like (gene ankrd13c). Lineage: Eukaryota; Metazoa; Echinodermata; Asteroidea; Valvatida; Asterinidae. Gene Ontology annotation, cellular component: cytoplasm. The transcript has 12 exons. Gene Ontology annotation, molecular function: protein binding. The record is from RefSeq and is a predicted model, not a curated record. The coding region runs from base 88 to 1425 and encodes 445 amino acids.
AGUGCAACAAUGGGCGGUUCGCAGUCAGUAGUCAGCACAAUUACAUUCCAACUUCAACUUCAAGAAUGACAUCUCACAUUGUCAGAAAUGGCUUCGUUAACGCUGAAAGAAAUGUUGUCUGAUUAUCCGCUACACGAGAGUGUGUUCAACAACGACAUCAGAAAACUCUCUGCCCUUCUACGGACACACGAUGUCGCCGAAAAAGAUAUCCACGGGAAUACUGCACUGCAUUUGGCUGUUAUGCUGGGACAUAAAGAGUGUAUACACUUGUUACUAGCCCAUAACGCACCGGUGAGAUUCAAAAACCCGCAAGGAUGGAGUUCAUUAGCCGAGGCAGUCAGUUACGGCGAUCGACCAACAAUUACGACAUUAUUACGGAAGUUGAAACAGCAGUCCAGGGAAUUACUAGAAACCAAACGACCUCAACUGAUCCAGGCAUUGGAAGAUCUGGGUGAUUUCUACAUGGAAGUCAGAUGGGACUUCCAAAGCUGGGUUCCCCUAGUCUCCCGAAUGCUGCCCUCUGACACCUGCCGUAUCCUGAAGCGUGGCACGCGGGUGCGUAUGGACACCACCCUAGUGGACUUCAAUGACAUGCGAUGGCAACGGGGCAACAACACGUUCCUGUUCAAUGGAGAGGCCAAACCGGACACUUCGCUAGUUAUUCUAGACAACGACAAUAAACUCUACCAACGGGUCAGAUAUGAGCACUACAAAACAAGAAAGGAAACUGACAAAGAAUUGGAAGAAGAAGUGGACAUUCUGAUGAGCAGCGACGUCGUCACCAUGACCAUGUCCACCAAGCCCAUCACGUUCACCCGCGCACAGAGCGGGUGGCUCUUCAGGGAAAAGAAGUGCGAAACGGUGGGCAACUUCUAUGCAAACGUCUACGUCAUCAACAACGUCAUCGUUGAGACAAGGAAAAGGAGAGGACAUCUAUCAGAUGAAGACAUUCAAAAGAACAAAGCUGCUCUGGAGAACCUAAACAAAGGCCGAGUCUUACCAGCUAAUCUACAGCCCCAGUACAGACACUCCCUGCCCCCUCCACCCUCUACCGAUAUAACAUGGUCAGAGUACAUCAAAGGACGACCCUCCAGAGCACACAUCGGCAGACCACAAGUGUGUAAAGAAUCCAAGAAGGUCUUCAAGGCUACGGUAGCAUUGAGUGAGGAGUUUCCUAUGGAGCUGCCAGACUUACUGAACAUCUUGGAGGUCCUGACUCCAAUGAAACACUUCCAGAAGCUACGGGACUUCAUGUCUAUCAAGAUGCCUCCCGGAUUCCCCAUCAAAAUAGAUGUGCCAGUCUUGCCUACAAUCACUGCCCGGGUCACCUUCCAUGACUUCCAGUAUCGCGACAACAUCUCACCAUCUCUCUUCAAAAUCCCGCGCGAUUACACCCAAGAUGCGAGUCGCUUUCCUGAGCUUUAACACGCCGGGAAUAGACCAACUAGAAACCACGUAGGAGGUAACACUACCAGUAUUUUUACUUUAAGGUUCUGUAAAUGCAGUUCUAAAUGCAUAUAGGAUCAUUUGCAUAAUUGUUAUCCCAAAAAUAACCUACCAAAUUAUUGUCAAAAAGCUUACUUGGAUUAAACAUGUUAAAGAUUGUGCUGGUACUAAACGGCCAGUGAAAUUGUUCUGUCAGGCCUUCUGUCAUUUCAAAGAAAUCAACAAAUUUAGGUGAUUUUCAACGAUCAGCCU